Messenger RNA from Hordeum vulgare subsp. vulgare (domesticated barley), 998 nucleotides. RefSeq names its product zinc finger protein 7-like. The transcript has a single exon. Lineage: Eukaryota; Viridiplantae; Streptophyta; Magnoliopsida; Poales; Poaceae. The record is from RefSeq and is a predicted model, not a curated record. The coding region runs from base 87 to 662 and encodes 191 amino acids.
GAAGAGAUGCACCACCCACCCCACCCCACCCCAUGAGCUGCAAGCAGGCCUAGAGGGAGAACCAGGAGACAGUUUCAUGAUAGGAUAUGGAGCAAGCAGACGAAGCAUCGUCGGUGAACAAGGGGAGCCCAGAGCGGCUUACCAUCGACCAGGACGACGGCGCGUCGUGGCUGAGCCUCACGGUCGGCGCCAACGGGUCAGCCGAGGCGGCGGCAAACUGCUCCGAGCCUGAGCCUGACCCUGAGCCUGAGCCCAGGCCUUCUUCUGCUGCCCCACACAAGGUUUUCUCGUGCAACUUCUGCAUGAGGAAGUUCUUCAGCUCCCAGGCGCUGGGCGGCCACCAGAACGCCCACAAGAGGGAGCGCAGCGCCGCCAAGCGCUCCUACCAUGCACAGAGGAUGGUGAUGGGGCUGCCUCUCGAGGCACACGCCGCCUUCGUGCAGUCCCUGCGAGUCAGCCAGAGCUCAGUGAUUCAGAAGUCGGCCCAGCAAGCACAAAUCAGGACAGCGCCAAGGUUUCAUCAAGAUGGGAUGACCUGGGCAACGAUUCCCUGUGAGGAGGUGCUCAACUCGACAUGGCCGGGAAGCUUCAGAGCGAGGACGCAACCUUCAGAGCAACAACCAUCAGAACAAAGUAAGAUAGACUUGAAUCUCAGGCUUUGAUAGGUUGAUUGAUGUAUCAACUUUGAACAGUACAAAAGUCAUCAUCAAGUUUGUCCUCCUGAAUAAAUUGGCAUCAAGUGAUCAGUUAAGCUCAGCUCAGCCAUCAGAAUCAAAGAUGGUACUGAACUCUGAAGAUACUAUUGUUCCUCUUGAAUUCGUGGCGGCGCUGCUGCAAUAUUUAUGUAGCCAGAUACCUAAUACUAUGAUCAUAUGUAGUCUAGUUGACAUCGGUGUGAAGGAACCCAGGGAUUUUUUGUACUUACUAGAAGCAGCAUAUAUAAUGUCUCUGUCAGUCAUCCUCAUAUUGAAGGUUCUGCAAGUUUUUGUUUUCAUUAA